Molecule: messenger RNA, 2723 nt
Organism: Microplitis mediator
Lineage: Eukaryota; Metazoa; Arthropoda; Insecta; Hymenoptera; Braconidae
Product: transmembrane protein 8B
Exons: 5
Coding region: 211-2334 (707 amino acids)
Cellular component (GO): plasma membrane
Source: RefSeq, a predicted model, not a curated record
UGACAUCGGUUUCUUACUUUAGACUUUAUUUUUCUCACUGAAAUGAACUUGAAAAUGUACCGCGACGCUUUACAUUCACUAAAUAAAUCGAAUAAAAUAGUAUUCUUCCACAUAAUCGCCUUGCUGAGUAUAUAAAAUCGAUAAAUUAACUUGUUGUGUUUAUAAAUAUUGUUAGUAUCGUGGAAUGAUACUGAACUCAACAGCCUUAAUAUGCUGAAGCGUAAAUUAAAUCUCAUGUUAAUUAUUUUAUCAUUAAUAAUUAAUAUUUGUCGCGGCGAAUUUAUUAAAAUAUCACAGCAACCGGCCAACAUUCUUGAAGAUUUCUUUGGGUAUCGUCAUGUGUCCAUUAUACAUUUCAAUGUUCCGGAAAAUGUUAUCACCGCUGCCUUUAAGUUUACUGCUAAGGAGACAAAGACUGGGGGGUUGGGUAAUUGUUCACCACGAGACGUUUCAGUUUACUUAAAGUCCGGAAGUAUUCCAUUGGUCCAUCCUGAUGGUUCUAAAAUUAGUGCUGAGUUAUUGAAGAAUCGUAGAAAAUUUUAUCACUCAAAUUUCACGAGUUCCGGUGAUCAUUAUUCAAUUUUAAUACCUUCACCAAGUGCUGGCGACUGGUAUGCUAUCGCAUUUAGAUCAUGGACUGAUCCUGAUUCUGAAAAAAUUACUCAGCAAGGUAUAGGGACAGCGUGUAAUACUGUUCUUGAUGCGGAAUUGUCUGUCGAGCGAGUAGGACAAUCAGUAUUUAUGAAAAGUAAUGAUGAAAAUACUAUAACAUUAAGUAGUAAUUUAUUGGAUACUGCAAUGGUCCAAUUCUUUGUACCUGGAGAUCAACAAACAAUAAAUAUUUCGUUGAUUUCAUCAUGUGAAGAGUGUCGAGUGGCUGCUAAUGUAAUUACAAAGGAAACUUUGAAAGGCGCAUUGAUUAAUCAAAAUGAGACAACUCUAGAAUUUAAGCCUUACGUUAAUUCUUUCCACUAUUUGACUCUCCGUCUUCUCUCGGGUAAUGCGACAAAUAUUUCAAUUGCAUUACCCGUAGAUAAUUUAUCACUAAGUGACGAUAUUUUUGACAUUGAUAACUAUGAUACUGUGGCUGUGAAUAAGGUACCGCUGACAAGGAGAUCUCUUCCAGAUUUUUUUUUAUUUGACUACGAACAUUUACUAGGAAAUUCUAGUAAACCGUCACCUGUUAAUAUCACCGUUGACAGUCUGACAGUACUGAGUUACCAAGUAGCACCAGUUUACGAUGUCGGCGGUACUGUAUCUAUUGGUAUCAAGUUAGUCAAGAAGUCUGAUGACAUUGUAGUAGUUGGAUGCGUCUCUCUAGGUUACUAUGCUGGUAUCACAGCAGGCGGGGGUUGUAUGAAACAAAACUCGUUGACAGCCGCUGAUCUUUGGUCAAACAGCACAAAACCGACAAUUAUUCAUAUUCCAUAUCCAGAACCAGGGACUUGGCAUCUGAGUAUGAAAGCUUUUUAUAUCGAACCCAAGUGCAAUUGUUCAGUGGAGUGCCGUACAAGUGGCUGUAAAUUGUGCGAUUGCAUGAACGAAACUUCAACAAGAGUUGAAACAAAUAUCGCAUCAUCACCAUGUAUCGAAGGCCAUUGUAAUUCAAAUGGUCGCUGUCUUCAUUACAUGACUGGUGGGUCUGUAUUCUCGGCAUGCUACUGCAACGGUGGAUACCGCGGUUUUGAUUGCGCUGAUGACACCUACGUUUUGACUGGAGGAAGUAUUCUCAUACGCUUACUACUCCUUACUCUGAGUAAUCUAGCAUUUUUGGCUUCAAGUUACGUCGCAUUUCGCCGAGAAUAUUACACAGAAGCUCUUGUCUACGUUUCGGUGAUGUUCUUCUCAACAUUUUACCAUGCAUGCGAAGCCGGUGAAAAUAUUAUGAGCUUCUGUAUUACAAAACUCAGUGUACUGCAAUUCUGUGACUUUUACAACGCGCUUUUGUCAAUCUGGGUAACUUUGGUGGCAAUGGCGUCAUUUGGACCUCGACUAACGGCUUUUUGUCAAAUAAGCGGAGCUAUUGUUCUUGCACUGGGUGCUGAACUCGACCGAACAGCUCUCUGGGUAUUUCUGCUACCCGCUGUCACUGGAUCCAUUCUAAUCGGAGUAUCUUGGGGCCUACGCUGUCGCAGACAACGUAAUUUUUGCUACCCUGCGUCAAGAUACCGCAAUGUCUAUCUACCAACUGGACUGGGUCUCGUUUCUGUCGGGUUAAUUUGCUACGCAUUCUUACAGACACGUCGUAACUAUCAUAUUAUCCACAGUUUUUGGCAUGUCUGCAUUGCAUUGAGUGUUGUCCUACUUUUACCAAAACGUAAACAUAUGAAAUAGUAUCGGAGAUCGCUUGACAACGAUUAUGAGUCUUGUGACGAAGCUAUUCGUGCAUUCUCAUCACCCGUUGUCAGCGAUUUUGAUCAAGAAUGUGAUUUGAGUGACUCAUUUUUGCAAGCACUCGACGAUUAAUUGUGUGACCAACACUUUGUUAUGCAAUUACUAAUUAAAUAUGUGAUUUGAAAUUAUAAAGAGAAAAAAUAAACGCAGUCUUUAUUGUGAUCUAUAUUUUACACUUUUGUGUGAUGUUAAAUAUAUCUAUAUAUUUGUAUAGAAUGCACUUGAUGCACAAAGUAUAAGUAAAAAAAAAAAAAUUAUUAUUAUUAUUGAUAAAUAUUGUAACUACAAUCUUCCAUAUGAAGCAUAAAAUUUAUUUAUUAAAUAUUUUU